Molecule: messenger RNA, 1119 nt
Organism: Westerdykella ornata
Lineage: Eukaryota; Fungi; Ascomycota; Dothideomycetes; Pleosporales; Sporormiaceae
Product: short chain dehydrogenase
Exons: 5
Coding region: 171-1001 (276 amino acids)
Cellular component (GO): intracellular anatomical structure
Molecular function (GO): oxidoreductase activity, acting on NAD(P)H, oxygen as acceptor
Source: RefSeq, a predicted model, not a curated record
AAUAUGUAGAGUUCUCCCAACCCUUGGGAACCCACCGUCCACCCCACACGCCAGGUAACCUCAUGCCGAUAAGUAUUUCCGAACAGGUAACGUGACGUAUCUCCGCUGUGUACAUAAACAACAUAGCCAACGUUCCUGCCUACCAUUGAUCUUACAUCCCGCUUUUCAGCAUGUCGAUGUCAGUGGAAGAAGUUCAGACCCCGCGUGAAGGGUUCCCGCGCCCCGUACCCAACAUACCAAGCAACGUCCUCGAGCAGUUUCGUCUAAAUGGAAAAGUCGUAGUGGUGAACGGCGCGGCCGAUGGCAUUGGCUUAGCUGUCGCAGAGGCAAUGGUAGAAGCGGGUGCCAAUGUUGCCAUGUGGUAUCAUAGCAAUUCUGCGGCCGUCGACAAAGCGGCAGAAUUCUCGAAAACUCACAAUGUAAAUGCGAAAGCGUACAAGGUCAAUGUUUCGGAUCCAGAACAAGUCCAGCAGACCAUUGAGAAAGUCGUUGAAGACUUUGGCAAGGUUGAUGUUUUCGUUGCGAACGCUGGAAUGGCCAACUCCAAGCCCAUAUUGGAACAAAGUCUCGAAGAGUACCGGCAAUUGAUGUCCGUCAAUGUUGACGGUGUAGUCCACUGCGCGAAGUACAUCGGACAAGUCUUCAAGCGGCAAGGCAGCGGUAACCUUAUCAUCACAUCGAGCAUGAGCGCCCAUAUCGUCAAUGUGCCCGUGGAUCAGCCAGUCUACAACGCUACAAAAGCGUUUGUCAGCCACUUCGGGAAAUCCAUUGCGCGCGAGUGGCGAGAUUUCGCGCGCGUCAACAUUGUGUCUCCAGGCUUCUUUGACACGAAAAUGGGUGCCAGUUCACGCAUUAUAAACGAAGCGUAUCGUAUGACGCCACUUGGCCGGCAAGGAGAUGUCAAGGAGAUCAAGGGGCUCUUUUUGUACCUGGCGAGCGACGCAUCGACAUAUAUGACUGGAAGCGAUAUCCUGAUUGACGGAGGGUACACACUGCCAUAAGACGGACCUCUUAGAGGCGUUAGAAGAAAAUAAAGACACGGUACGGUGCUCGUAGGUAAAUACAGGUGUAGUGGUGUGAUUCUUACGAGUUCCUUAUGCAGUGAACCUUCUGUAGAGA